Messenger RNA from Ctenopharyngodon idella (grass carp), 4425 nucleotides. It is a transcript of the gene slc16a1a, whose product is annotated as solute carrier family 16 member 1a. Bases 375 to 1760 code for a protein of 461 amino acids. The record is from RefSeq and is a predicted model, not a curated record. Lineage: Eukaryota; Metazoa; Chordata; Actinopteri; Cypriniformes; Xenocyprididae. Gene Ontology annotation, cellular component: membrane. Gene Ontology annotation, biological process: monocarboxylic acid transport; transmembrane transport. The transcript is spliced from 5 exons. Gene Ontology annotation, molecular function: monocarboxylic acid transmembrane transporter activity.
AAGAGGAGGAGAGCAGGGACCCAAGUGGGCAUGGUGGCAGACAUCAAGGAGCCAAUAGAAAACUAUUUUGAAUUCUCUGUAGUCAUUGGGGGCCAAUAAGAGCUGGCCUGAGCUUAGUUAGACACAGUUUGACAAGGCUGACCAUAUCAUAGGCCUACAGAAGUUUCAGCAGUUCAUUUUUUUUUCCACUGGCCAACCACCGUGUUUUUCCUCUGGAUUAUUCACAUAACUAGAGGCUUGCCUUGACCCAGUCUGGUCUCUUAAAAUGCUGCUUUCCGUCACAGUGGAAUAGAAGAGUACUUUGGACUAUUUUAUGCAGAGAAUUUAUAGACCGUACCAGAAAGAGAGAGAGACCUUUGUAAACACCUGAAGCCAUGGCACCUGCUGUUGGAGGUCCUGUGGGCUACACCCCUCCUGAGGGGGGCUGGGGUUGGGCCGUGGUGGUUGGUGCCUUCAUUUCUAUCGGUUUCUCCUACGCCUUCCCAAAGUCCAUCACUGUGUUCUUCAAGGAAAUUGAAAUGAUCUUCCAAGUCAACAGCAGUCAAGUGUCCUGGAUCUCUUCCAUCAUGCUUGCUGUCAUGUAUGGAGGAGGUCCUAUCAGCAGUAUCCUGGUCAAUAAGUAUGGAAGUCGGCCAAUUAUGAUGUUGGGAGGCUGUCUCUCGGGAGUAGGGCUCAUCGCUGCCUCUUUCUGCAAUACUGUUGAGGGAUUGUACUUCUGUGUCGGUGUUGUGGGAGGUCUGGGACUGGCAUUUAAUCUCAACCCAGCUCUCACAAUGAUCGGAAAAUAUUUCUACAAGAGACGCCCGAUAGCUAAUGGUAUCGCUAUGGCUGGUAGCCCAGUCUUCUUGUCUACUCUGGCUCCUUUAAACACUUGGUUCUUUGAGCAGUUCGGCUGGAGAGGAAGCUUCUUGAUUCUGGGUGGACUUCUGCUUAAUUGUUGUGUAGCUGGAUCACUGAUGAGGCCCAUUGGCCCAAAGCCCCAACUUGCUGUUAAAGCUUCUAACAGUAACAGAAGAGCUAGAGAGAAAAAGACUGUGAUAGAGAUCAUCAAUGGUUUUAUCGAUCUGACACUGUUCAAGCAUCAUGGCUUCUUGCUUUACCUUCUGGGUAGCGUGGUCAUGUUCUUCGGCCUCUUCACUCCUCUUGUGUUCCUCAGUAAUUAUGCCAAGAGUAAAGAUAUUCCCAAGGAGAAAGCAGCUUUUCUGCUCUCUGUCCUGGCCUUUGUAGAUAUGGUUGCACGACCUUCAAUGGGAAUACUCGCCAACACAAAAUGGGUGAGACCAAGGGUGCAAUACUACUUCGCCGCAUCUAUUCUCCUUAACGGUGUGUGCCACCUGCUUGCCCCUCUGUCCACAGACUACACAGGAUUUGUGAUUUAUGCAAUCUUCUUUGGGUUUGCCUAUGGCUGGCUGAGCUCCGUGCUGUUUGAGACUCUCAUGGAUCUCGUGGGGACUCAGCGUUUCUCCAGUGCUGUAGGACUGGUGACGAUUGUGGAAUGUGCACCAGUGUUAUUGGGGCCUCCUUUACUAGGGAAGUUCAAUGACAUCUACCAUGACUACAAGUAUACUUACAUGGCCUGUGGAUUUAUCCUGCUGGUUGGCAGUUUGUUUCUGUUCAUCGGAAUGGGCAUCAACUACAAGCUACUGGAGAGAGAGGCAAAAGAGGAAUCCAAAAAAGCCAAUCUACAGGAGGAACCUGGCAAAGAAGUUGUAGAGGCACAGAAAGUACCGAAUGACAAUACUGCAGAGGAUGCUGUGUGACACUGGCUGAUUGGUGUUAUUCUGUUUCGUUUCGUUCGUUUAUUUUAUUUGUUAAGCACUUUUACACAACUGACCAUAGACCAAAGUGCUGUACAAAUAUGUAAAUACAAAGACAAUCACAACCAUAAAACACAACACUAAAAACACAAAUAACAGCGAAAUAAGCCCCUUAAUUUUAAAACAAUUUCUAUACUCCGUUAAAUGCUAAUGCGAGGAGGUAUUCCUUAAGUUUGUGUUUAAAAACACUUAGUCUGGGUGCCGAUCUGAGAGAAAAGGGUAAACUGUUCCAAAGUUUUGGAGCUAUCACUACAAAAGCUUGAUCUCCACUUCUCCUUUUCGUUCGCUGAAUCAUCAAAGCCUUAAAGACCAUUUUGGCUCGUAUUUCUCAAUCAGAUCCACCAAGUACAAUGGAGCCAUACUAUGCAGUGAUUUGUAAACCAAAAUUUUUUAAAUGUAUUCUGUAGUCAAUCAGUAACCAUUUUAAAAAAACUCAAAACUGGAGUAAUAUGGUCUCUCUUACGAGUACCUGUCAAAAGCCUCGCAGCAGCAUUUUGGACUAAUUGUAAGCGGUUAAGCAAAGAUUUAUUUAUGCCGGCAUAUAAUGAGUUGCAGUAAUCUAACCUUGUAAAUAUGAACACAUGAGUGACUUUUUCGAGAUCACGCAUGGACAAAAAUGUUUUUACUUUCGCUAUUAAUCUCAAGUGAUAAAAACAAGACAACCACUGUCAAAAAUAACUCGAUAACUAGAUUACACACUGAUGGCUUACAAAAAGGGGCUAAACUGCCCAGAUCAGCAAAAUUGUUUGGGACUCCAAACCACACAACUUCAGUUUUAUCCUCAUUCAGUUUUAAAAAAUUUAAAGAUAGCCAUGAUUUGAUUUCAUGUAUGCAGUCCCACAACGACUCUAUUUGCGUCUUACUGUCUUUUUCAGAGAAAGAUAGACUUGCAUCCGCAUAGAAGUGGAAAGAAAUUCUGUGCUUACUAAAAAUGGACCCAAGGGGUAACAUAUACAAAGAAAACUAAAUUGGACCGAGAAUGGACCCCUGUGGAACCCCACUAAGCAAAGAGACAGGUUGUGAAUGAUCUUGACCAACAUUUACAGAAAAUGUUCUAUUUGAAAGAAAGGACUCAAACCAUGUGAGUGCUAUACCAGGGAUUCCCACCACCUUUUCAAGGCGCGAGAGUAAAAUCUCAUGGUCAGUGGUGUCAAAUGCAGCGCUAAUGUCCAAUAAAACAAGAACUGCUGAAGACUGAGUCAACUGCCUGUCAAUAUAUAAUUUAAAACCCUGAUCAAAGCCGACUCAGUGCUGUGAUAAGCCCUGAAAGCUGACUGAAAAAUUUCAAAAAUAUCACUUUGAAGCAGAAAGGUGUUUAUUUGAUUCAAAACCACCUUCUCCAAAACCUUUGAUAGGAAAGGUAACUUUGAAAUUGGCCAAUAGUUUGAUACAACAGCAGGGUCCAAAUGUUUUUUGUUUUUUUUCAAAAGAGGCUGAACGAGAGCAUGUUUAAACUGAUUAGGAACUACUCCUGUUAAAAGACUAUUAUUUAUAAUACAUAGGAUACUAGGGCCAAGAACAUGAAAUGGUUCCUUUACUAAUCUCGCUGGAAUAAUAUGCAGUAAACAGUCAGUUGGUUUUGACUGCUUGAUUACAUCGGCUAGUGACUGCAAGGAGAUCAGUUCAAAAUGGUCAAAACUAACAGAUUCUGGGUGAUCCCUACAUUUCUACGCUCUCCACAUUGAGGAUCUAGUUACAGACACACAUUCAAGGCUAUUCAUGUUACUGAGACAGUGAUGCAUGAACAUGAUGAACAUUUCAGUGCCUUACAUGAGUGCCUGUAUAGUCAUGCAAAUUAUAUUUUUAAUUUUAUUUUUAGAAUUUAACUUUAGUUUAAAACAUUUGCUAAACAUUUUACUGUAGGACAAGAGUUUGACAUAGGAGUAAUGAAAAAGCGGUAGAUAUGCAAAGAGUGUCUUGUUAAAUAUUUGCACAAAUGAAACAUAGCUUGGUAAAUAUUUUAAGUUAAUGCAUUUUGUCAGUAUCCAUGCACACUCGCCAAUGUCUGUUUUAUGUAUUCUUAUGCAUGUGUAUGUAUGUGCGUAGCCUAUCACUGUAGUGAUGAAAGAUUGUUUACUUGUUUAAAACUUUGAAAAUGCAACCACUGUUUGUUUAUAGCCUAAUGGAAAUUUGUUCUUGAAAUGCCAAAUAUUUGCUAUCAGAGACAGUUUACAUUUUUAUCAUUUGUGUUGCAAAACAGUUAAAAUAAAAAUGAUUCUAGUUUUAAUAAGAAUUGUAUAUGCUUCAUCAUCUUUCAAGUGCUGGGUGUCAACCCUUGUGUUCUGUUGAGAUUUGAGGUUUCUUACUUACUGUAUAACUAAUAAGGAAUUACUGAAGAACUACUAGGUAAUUAUUCAUUAACAUUUAAGUCACUACUGUUUACUAAGGAAGAUAACAGUUAGCUAAUCAAUAACUAAUGAAUUCUGUCAUACCUCCUGAAGAACUACUAAUAAUUAUCUACUAAUUAAGGUUCAAGAAAAAUAACUAUGAAGUAACUACUAAUGAACAGUCAAACACAAUUACAUUGUGUUGUGGCCCUUUCUUAUUUACUAAUGUUAUCAGUAGUAGUAUUAUGAAAAUGCAAUAAUAAUAAAUACAUUGCAUAGAG